AUGGAAGAUCCGUAUGCUGCUUAUCGCUAUAGAGACCAUCUAACGCCGCCGCAGACGGCCUUCGUAGGCUGCGCUCAAGGAGCCACGCAGCAGCAGCAGCAGCAGCAGCUGCAGCAGCAGCAGUUUCUGCAGCAGCAACAGCAGCAGAUGUAUUUGCAGCAGCAGCAUCUACAGCAGCAGCACUUCCAGCAGCAACAGCAACAGCAGUACCUACAGCAGCAGCACUACCUACAGCAGCAACAGGAGCAGCAAUACCUGCGGCAGCAAUACCUACAGCAGCAGCAGCUGCAGCAGCAGCAGCAGCAGCAGCAGCAGCAGCAGCAGGGGUCGUGCUGCACAGCAGCAACUACCCAAGACAACCCUGAGUAUGAUGGAAGGGGUCUGGAUGCCGCAGUUGCUCUGCACUCUGCUGUGCACCGGCUGAGUGCUGCUGAGCUGCAGCAGGUGCUGCAGGCAGCAGCAGCAGGACGAGCAGCAGGUGGUGGUGGUUUGUCCCCUCCACCAUCAUCAUCAGCAGCAGCAGCAGCAGCAGCAGGAGCAGCAGCAGCAGCAACAGCAGCAGAUAUAUCGUCGCUUAGCCGCUCACUUAUUGCUUUACUAGAUACAGAGAUGGAGGCCCUAGACAAAGAAGAAGAACAACAAACAAAUUAUAUAAAUCCAGAUAUAAGUAUACACAAACAAAAACUAAAAAAUAAACUUGCUGCUCUCAAAUCACUUGCUGCUGCUGCUGCUGCUGCACCAACAACAGCAGCACCAACAGCAGCAGCAACAGCAGAAACAGCAUCACCACCACCACCAACAACAACAACAGCAGCAGCAGCAGCAGCAGCAGCUGGUGGUGGUGGUGGUUUCUCUUCUUUCUCUUUUGCUGCGGCCCCCGCAUCUGCUGCUGCUCGUUCUUUUUGUUAUGAUGGAGAGUUAUACCCCCUGAAGCAAUUUAUAAGAGAAGAAGAAAAAGAAAAAAAAAUAAAAAAAAAAACAAAAAACAGAGCUGUAUAUACACCUGAACAACAAACACAAAAACAAUGGAUUUGUCUACGAGAUCAAAUGAAAAGAGAAAUUUUAUUUUUUCCUUUUUUAUUAACACCAAAAGAAAUAGAAGCAGCAAAAGAGAAAGAACAGCAGCAACUCCUUUCUCCUGCUGCUGCUGCUGCUGCUGCUGCUGCUGAUGCUGAUGCUGAUGCUGACGCAGCAGCAGCAACAGCAACACCGCACACAGCAGCACCACCGCCAGCAGCAGUAGCUGCAGCAGCAGCAGCAGCAGCAGCAGGAGAUAUACUUCGGUUUGCUGCUGCAGCAGAAGAUGCUGCUGAGCCCCCUGCUGUGCUGCGGCAGCCGUAUGACGUCUCUCAGCUGGUUAAGGAUCUCCACACCACCUUCUAUCGGGCUCGCGCAGAAGCACAAACCAUGCAGCAGCAGCAGCAGCAGCAGCAGCAGCAGCAGCAGCAGCAGCAGAAGGAAGUGCAGCGGGAGGGAGCACAGGAGGAACAGAAACGGCAGCAGGAGAAAACAACGCCGAAGCAGCAGCAGCAGCAGCAGCAGCUAUCCCAGAACCAGCAACUGCAGCAGCAGGAGAAGCAGCAGCAGCAGCAGGAGCAGCAGGAGCAGCAGCAGGAGGAUGCGGCGUCUGUAUCUCUGUCUUUGUUUGACUUGCUUUCCCCUUCUUCUUUUUCUUUGUUUGGUGCUGCUUACUCCGUGAGGGGAGAAAUAACAAACACAAAUGAAACAAAUGCAGAAGAAAGCAGAGCCAUCGUUUUACUCACCCGCACAAAGUCUCCUCGAGACGCCCGCGUGCGGUACUUGGCGGAUCGAUUGGCGCUCAGUUGUGGCUGCAUCGUCUUGGUGCCGGAGCUGAGCAAAGAGCUGCCUAUACACCCCAAACACCACCCUGCUGCUGCUGCUGCUGCUGCUGCUCCUGCUGGAGGUGUUGUAGCUUCUGAUACUGCUGCUGCUGCAGCAGCAGCAGCAGCACCUGCAGCAACACGUACAGCAGCAGCAGCAGCACCAGCAUCCGCGCUCAGUUGUGGCUGCAUCGUCUUGGUGCCGGAGCUGAGCAAAGAGCUGCCUAUACACCCCAAACAACACUCUGCUGCUGCUGCUGCUGCUGCUGCUGCAGCUCCUGCUGGAGGUGCUGUUGCUUCUGAUACUGCUGCUGCUGCAGCAGCAGCACCAGCAACAACUGCAACAGCAGCAGCACCUGCAGCAGCAGCAGCAGCAGCAGCAGCAGGUAUGUCUGUGGAUCCGUUGCUGCUUCGUUGCGCCUUAUGGCUGUCCCUAAAGGAGAGGGUCACCGCUCUGGGGGUUGUGGGGAUUGAUGAGGGGGCAGCAGAGGCCCUACACUUUGCUGCUGCUGCUGCUGCUGCUGCUUCUUCUGCUGCUGCUGCUGAUCAGCGGUUGCAGAGGGAUUCAGUGCAGCAGCAGCAGCAGCAGCAGCAGCAAACAGCAGCAGGGUUUCCGUUCUCCCCCCGUCUUUCAGGUGUACGUACACCUCAGUUCUCUCCUUCUCUGCCUUUCUCUCUGCUGCCUCGUGUUGACGUUCUUGCUGCUCUCUUUCCUCCUCCCCUCGACCUACAAACCCUAGCAGCAACCCUCACAGCCCCAACCCUCGUCUUCUUUGACGCAAAUACAAACCACAACACACCAAACCCUCAGCAAACCCACAAGGGGCCCCCUGGGGGGCCCCCGCAGGGGGGCCCUCAGGGGGCCCCACAGGGGCCCCCAAACAGCUCGUCUCCGAGGGGCCCCCCUGAGGGGGCCCCCCCUACAGGGCGCCGUGAGGGGCCCCUUGGGGGGCCCCCGGGGGGGCCCCCCAGGGGGCCCCCCGCUGGGGGCCCCCCUGUGUGUGAAGAUGCGGUGGCGUUUGAUUUGGCUUUGCGUCGUGUUGGGCUGAUGAAGGACCAAUGGGUGUAUACAGCUGAGAGGCCCCCUUUAUGUUCUCUGGGGUUUGCUGAUGAGAUGCUUACAUCGCAGCAGCUGCUGAUGGUAUCCUGCUGGAUAGAUUUGUGGUUGGGGCGGCAGAUACCCGAUCGGCUGCACGCAGAAGCAGAUGUCAGUGGAUUUGCUCUGCGAUUCAAAGACUUCAAGCGUCAGUGA
Messenger RNA from Eimeria mitis, 3093 nucleotides. RefSeq lists its product as uncharacterized. Lineage: Eukaryota; Apicomplexa; Conoidasida; Eucoccidiorida; Eimeriidae. The transcript has 5 exons. The coding region runs from base 1 to 3093 and encodes 1030 amino acids. The record is from RefSeq and is a predicted model, not a curated record.